This is a messenger RNA of Nicotiana tabacum (common tobacco), 717 nucleotides long. Lineage: Eukaryota; Viridiplantae; Streptophyta; Magnoliopsida; Solanales; Solanaceae. The record is from RefSeq and is a predicted model, not a curated record.
AUGUCAACCGUUAACGAUAACAACCAGCUGAACCAACAAGGUCCAACUCCACCACACCACACACCUACAGGAUCCCCUCAUCAGUCCCGUGGAAGUUCGCCUGAAAGUUCCACUUCACGCGUUGAUGAUCUAAACGACCAAACCGUGGAGCAAGACGCUCUAAAGCAAUUGAUUGCGGAACGCGUGAAUAGUGCGCUACAAGCUUUUGUUAGAGGAUUAAUCAAUACGGCGCAAACUCCUCCACCAGUUAAUACAACGACUUUGGAGAACCCACAUUCGGUGCUUGAUAAUUCUAGAAGUGGAGAAAAUCCUAAUGAAUCUCGUGAUGGAGGGUCGGGUAGCUCAGUAAACAUCAUUUUCCUGAGGGUGGUGAAUGAAAGGCAAGCUAAUGAUAAGGUCAUACCAAAAGUCCGGUCCUUGUCUGGCUUUGAUAAUUCAAGCGUUAUUACAAAAGGGGAAGUUCUACUUACCAUAUUUGCAGAACAUGUUGUCAAGGAUACAAAUUUCCACGUGAUAGAGGCGAAUAUGACCUAUAAUAUAUUUUUGGGAAGACUGUGGAUUCAUGAUAUGGAUGUUGUCCCUUCCACAUUGCAUCAACUUAUCAAAUUUCCUUCACAGUGGGGAAUCCAUCAAAUCCGUGGAGAUCAACAAGCUUCAAGAAGUAUCAACUCAGUGGUGAUCGCAAGCACGGUAGCCAAUGAUGCAGAUGCGAAAUAG